AUGUCCUGCGACGACCUUCCACUCAUGCAUUCCCUCCUGGCUGCCGCGGACGACGAUACGGCUAAUCACCUGAAAACCCACUUAGCCCCCGAUCUCCGCCGAGUCUUCAAACACCCGGCGGGACUCAGGACGGCCCGCUUCAUUGUGACAUCGUAUCUUCGGGCCUCGCAGAACCACGACCGGGACAUCGCAAACAGCCCCUUCUCCCCCGUCUCCCCGCCGACUUUCGACUCGAGCCCAGAAGUAGCCAGUCUGUUGGACGAGAUAUUGGCCUUCAGUGAGGCGGAAAACAUGGCGUUGGGGCUGGAAGAUGGGAAUGGCGGUGGUCAUGGCAGUGGCAAUAGGGGUCGAGACCUUACAGCAGAAGAAGCCUCACCUUCCGUCGCCACAAACGCCCCGAAUGAUUUCUAUGCUGCCAACCCCACUCAACCAUUUUUGGAAAAAGAUCUCAUGCAGCGUAUACAACACUAUCAAGACCAUCGGUUGCCUACAAUAUACGACUUGGCCCGAAUGGAGUUAACAUACCGCAGUUCGACGGGCUCUUCCGUACACGGUACAACGUCGCCUUACAACGUCGAAUCGCCUUCCGACCGCUCCGUUGCUCCAUCUAUGUCACGCCAACCAAGCUCCACGUUGGUGAAUGGCUCCAGCCUCCCUAAUCAUGAGAGCGAACCUCUGCAGCUCGAUCGAUCUUCUCCACAUGGCUCCAGAUUCGUGAGUGGACAAGCGCCGGCAUAUAUCCAACCCAAGCUACCAAACGGGGGAGGAAUUUCUACGCAAACCAACUCUCACCCGUCCUCUUAUCAAGAAAUACAACCUCGCAACUCCUCGACUGGGCUCCAGGGCCACACUGUGAGCAACCAACUAUCAAAAAUGGAGAAAUUUCUCCCCGUCAACAAGGCCCCAAACAAUGCCAUGACUGCGAAGAAAGACCCCCUGCAGCUGCAGGUAAACCGACCAGCGAACAACAAAGUCGUAUCUGGCUUCUCCCCUCAAUGCGUCGCAAUCACAAGCGAUUCGCGAGAUCGACUCAUCAGCCCUCGCCCUAGCACCGAUCACCCUCUCUUCAUCGACCAAACCGGGACCACCGUUAUGCAAGUCACCAAUGCGAAGAAGAGGAAACCAACAACUCUCGGAGUACCCCGCGAGAAGAAGCAGAAGACCGACAAAGCCGCAGGCAGGUUCAAGAGAGUGACCAAGGGGAAGGAGGAGAAGAAGAUACCUGUAAGUACGCCCUGGCAAUUAGACAACAGACAGAGUCUAACUCUCACCCAGGCCGCCCAUAGGCUCUGCCCUGAUCUUUGGCUUCGAAUUAUCGAGUUCAGUCCGCCGUCUUUCCUCAAGAAAGUACGUCUACUGAAUAAGACAUUCAAGGACAUGGUCGACGGGUACGACUCCGUAUACGUCAAUCAGCGAAUGGAGAACUUCGGGGCAGACUUCCCAAUCGCUCAGGCCAUGGGUUUGACGGAGAGACAAUACACUAAUCUGCUUGGGGGCAAGGGUUGUUUGGAUUGUGACGACAAGAAGGCCUCGAGAACCCACUGGUCGUGGGCGAAGAGAUGGUGUACCGACUGCUGGAGAGUCAAGAUCGAGCGGGAAGAUCGGCUCCUGAAGUCUCGCCUGAACGAACUUCCACAACGCCAGACUCUCGUCAAGCUCCUGGAGUGUAUCCCCGCGGGCAUGCACGACUCCUUCAUGAAGGCCCAUGACUACAUUGAGGACCUUGAGUCGCGCCCUUCUACCGCACCAAAAAUUUACAAAUAUUACCUGAAGGCCGAAGUUGACAAGAUUAUAGAAGAGUAUCAGUCCUUCAAAAUUGAACCAUUCAAGGACGACCCAACGAAGAGCGCCGCCGAAAAUGCUACAGCCAGAACAGCGCACCAGCAAGCCGAGGCGGAGGCGGUCGCAAAGCAGACAGCCUUCCUUGAUGAGAGAAAGGAACAGAAUGACCAGCAUAUGCAGAGGGUGUUGAAGAUCGAAGGAGCGAUCCGGCUCAAGAGACAAGGAGAUGCGCAACCUUACAACGAGAACCGAUCCGCACGCCGAGCUCUGUUCAUUAGACGUGCUAAGGAAGACAUCCCCCACAUUCCAACGUCCUUUGUCGUUGGGGCGAAGGCUUUCAAGGCUGCAACUCGCAUUUUCAGAGACCCGGGUACCGAGAGGGGCUGGCGGACUCUGAAGCCCAAGAUCCAGCAGGAAUGGGAUGACGGUGCUGAGAAACGCCGGCAAGCAGAGGAGGAUGCCCGUAUUCAGGAGGCCCGUAACCAGGAGGCCCGUAUGCUGGAGGCCCGUAUCCAGAAGGCCCGUAUCCAGGAUGCCGAGAAUGAUGAUAGCAGUCGCAUUGAUCAGCCACAGGGCGGUACUUCUCGAAUGAGCUGUGUGCAACAAACGGAUAGGCAGCCCGAGAGGCAACCCUCAAACACCCAGCAACACCACUUUGGAGCACUAGUUCAAUCGCGUACCAGCCAGUUCUUCAGCCAACAACAACAACGGAUGGAAGUCAACAUGCGAGCCAGGUUGCAGGAUCACAUUCACGCUGUUGACUACGGCACCUUCGAUCAUCCUUACGGUGGUAACAGUGAUGGCUUCCCCGGGAUGAACAACGGAGGAUCAGGAUCAGGUCUUCAGUCCGACUACACCAACACCAUGUUCUACACCACCCCGUCGCACUACCAAACCCAAUAUCAGCUGCCAGAUCCCUACAAUUACCUCAACAGCGGCGUUUCUCAGAUGUCUUCGGGUUUCGGCCACUCAUUCCAAGGACCCUUCGUCCAGCACCAACAGAUUCCGAAUAUCUGUAACUUCAAUUACGCUGGUCCCUCUUCUCGGCAGCACUCGCAGGAUGGCAAAAUCCCCAUCGGCUCCCUGCUCUCCAAUCCUGCUCCCAGUGCUAGCCACCACUUCGGUGGUUUCCAAUGA
Messenger RNA from Drepanopeziza brunnea f. sp. 'multigermtubi' MB_m1, 2919 nucleotides. Lineage: Eukaryota; Fungi; Ascomycota; Leotiomycetes; Helotiales; Drepanopezizaceae. The record is from RefSeq and is a predicted model, not a curated record.